AUGGACGCGACUGAGUUCAGGAGGAGAGGGCGGGAGAUGGUGGAUUACAUAGCGGACUACAUCGAGGGCAUCGAGGGACGCCAGGUCUACCCCGACGUGGAGCCCGGUUACCUGCGCCCCCUGAUCCCCAGCUGUGCCCCCCAGGAGCCGGACGCCUACGAGGACAUCAUGAAGGACGUGGAGAAGGUCAUCAUGCCGGGGGUGACCCACUGGCACAGCCCCCGAUUCUUCGCUUACUUCCCCACGGGCAGCUCCUACCCGGCCAUGCUCGCUGACAUGCUGUGCGGGGCCAUCGGCUGCAUCGGCUUCUCCUGGGCCUCGAGCCCCGCGUGCACGGAGCUGGAGACGGUGAUGCUGGACUGGCUGGGGAAGAUGCUGCAGCUGCCCGAGGCGUUUCUGGCCGAGAAAGCUGGCUCGGGGGGCGGGGUGAUCCAGGGAAGCGCCAGUGAGGCCACGCUGAUGGCCCUGCUGGCCGCUCGAAGCAGAGCCACACGCCACCUCCAGGCCACCCGCCCGGGGCUGACGGAAGCCGCCAUCAUGGAGAAACUGGUGGCCUACGGCUCGGACCAGGCCCACUGCUCCGUGGAAAGAGCUGCAUUAAUUGGAGGAGUGAAAUUCAAAGCCAUCCCCUCGGACGGCAAGUUCGCCAUGCGUGCCUCGGCCCUGCAGGAGGUGCUGGAGAGGGACAAGGCCGCGGGUCUGAUUCCUUUCUUCGUGGUGGCGACGCUGGGGACCACAUCCUGCUGCUCCUUCGACAGGCUCUCGGAGGUGGGGCCCGUCUGCAACCGGGAGGACCUGUGGCUGCACGUGGACGCGGCCUACGCGGGCAGCGCCUUCAUCUGCCCUGAGUUCCGGCAUCUCCUGAAUGGCGUGGAGUUUGCAGAUUCCUUUAAUUUUAACCCCCACAAGUGGCUUCUGGUGAAUUUUGACUGCUCGGCCAUGUGGGUGAAGAAGCGGGUGGACCUGACGGGAGCCUUCAAGCUGGACCCCGUGUACCUGCAGCACAGCCACCAGGACUCGGGACUAAUCACCGACUACAGGCACUGGCAGCUGCCGCUGGGCCGCAGGUUCCGCUCCCUGAAGAUGUGGUUUGUCUUCCGGAUGUACGGCGUCAAGGGACUGCAGGCCCAUAUCCGCAAGCACGUGCAGCUGGCCCACGAGUUCGAGUCGUUGGUGAGGCAGGAUCCGCGCUUUGAAGUCUGUGCGGAAGUCACUCUGGGGCUGGUCUGCUUCCGGCUGAAGGGCUCCAACAAGCUGAACGAAGACCUUCUGGACAGAAUAAGCAGUGCCAAAAAAAUCCACCUGGUGCCCUGCCACCUGAGAGGCAGGUUCGUGCUGCGCUUCGCCAUCUGCGCCCGCACGGUGGAGCCUGCGCACGUGCAGCAGGCCUGGGCGCACAUCCAGACGCUGGCGAGCGCGCUGCUGGAGGCCGCGCAGGAGUAA
Miniopterus natalensis is the source of this 1443-nucleotide messenger RNA. It is a transcript of the gene DDC, whose product is annotated as dopa decarboxylase. Lineage: Eukaryota; Metazoa; Chordata; Mammalia; Chiroptera; Miniopteridae. Gene Ontology annotation, biological process: amino acid metabolic process; catecholamine metabolic process; carboxylic acid metabolic process. Gene Ontology annotation, molecular function: pyridoxal phosphate binding; aromatic-L-amino-acid decarboxylase activity. Gene Ontology annotation, cellular component: cytoplasm. The record is from RefSeq and is a predicted model, not a curated record.